AUGAGUUUCUUGACUCCUCCUUCGUCAGAUCUGGAGGAUGAAUCUGAUAAUGAGAUUUAUGAUAAAGAUCGGGGUAGUUAUGAGUUUCCUAUGGAAGAAGAGGAGGAUGAUGAUAAGUAUUAUUCAUAUCAGUAUGAUGAUUAUAUGUAUUUGGAUGAUCAGGAGUUGGAUAAGAAUCUCAAGAUGCUUGGUGAAUGUGCUCAACCAAAUAAAGUCGCACCAGCAGAUGCCACCGCUAUUAAACUGGGAAAUCAGGAUUCUGCAAAUACAAAAUUCAUCUGGAAGAUUGAGAAUUUUCGUAGCCUGAUGGAUAAAGAGAAACACUACUCUGAUGUUUUCUUUGUUGGCAAUUAUCCAUGGCGUGUAUUUAUGUAUCCAAUGGGAAACGAUACAGAUCACAUAUCGAUGUACCUUCAAGUUGCGGACUGGGAAAAUUUGCAAUAUGGGUGGAAUAGGUGUGCACAGUUCAGUAUUGCGAUCGUCAAUCAAUUCGAUAACAGGAACACAGUGAGACAUCAAUCGGCGCCAGAACUGCAAUUUAAUGCGCUAUUCACUGAUACGGGUUUUCAAUUGUUCAUGCCUCUUAGUGCACUAUACGACCCUGAUAGAGGGUACGUCGUAGAUAAUACUUGUAUAGUUGAAGCAGAGGUUAAGGUCACGCAAGACUACUGGAACUUUUAUGAUUCUCGAAAAGAAACGGGUUAUGUUGGUCUUACGAAUCAGGGAGCAACAUGUUAUCUGAACUCUCUUCUCCAGACUCUAUAUCAUAUUCCUUACUUCAGGAAGGCGGUGUACAAUAUGCCAACUGAGAAUGAUUCGGCACCAGGAGGAAGAAUCCCUUCGGCUCUGCAGACUUUGUUUUAUAACCUUCAGUAUAAUGAAGAUAGUGUCGCGACAAAGGAGCUCACGGAAUCUUUCGGAUGGAAUAGACAGGAUUCUUUCAUGCAACGUGAUGUGCAGGAACUUAAUAGGGUUCUGUGUGAAAAGAUUGAAGAUAGAAUGAAGGGAACUGUUGCGGAGGGAACGAUACAACAUUUGUUCGAAGGUCACCAUAUGAACUACAUUGAAUGCAUCAAUGUGGACUACAAAUCUACUAGAAAGGAGUCAUUUUAUGACAUUCAACUUGAUGUCAAAGGCUGUAGGGAUGUUUAUGCUUCUUUCGACAAGUACGUGGAAGUGGAGCAUCUUGAAGGUAAUAACAAGUAUCACGCUGAUCAACAAUAUGGUUUACAGGAUGCAAAGAAGGGUAUCCUUUUCACUGACUUCCCACCUGUUCUCCAGCUCCAGCUAAAACGGUAUGAAUACGAUGUUAUGCGGGAGAGUAUGGUAAAAAUAAACGACCGGUAUGAAUUCCCCCUGCAACUUGAUCUUGACAGGGAGGCUCACAAAUACUUGUCUCCAGAUUCUGAUAGAAGUGUUCGCAAUCGUUACACACUUCAUGCUGUUUUGGUUCACAGUGGUGGGGGAAGUGGUGGACACUACUAUGCUUUUAUAAGACCAACACUCUCAGAGCAAUGGUUCAAAUUCAAUGAUGAGCGGGUAACAAAAGAAGAUACCAAGUGUGCAUUAGAGGAGCAAUACGGUGGGGACGGAAGAUACUCGAAUGCAUAUAUGCUCGUGUAUAUACGUGAAAGUGAUCGAGAUAAAAUUAUUUGUAACGCGGAUGUGAAGGAAAUUGACGAGUUGCAAGGUUUGAAAACUCUAAAGGUGUCAUUCCAUCAUGCAACAAAAGAUAUUAGACUUCCAAAACAUAGUACAGUUGGUGACGUGAUUAAUGAACUGAGGACAAAGGUUGGGCUGUCUCAUCCCAAUGGGGAACUUAGAUUGCUGGAAGUUUUUUCCCAUAAGAUUAGUAAGAUUCUUCCACCUAGUGAAAAGAUUAUGCACAUUAAUGAUCAAUACUGGACGGCGACUCUACGGGCAGAGGAAAUUCUAGAGGAGGAGAAGAACUUGAGUCCUAAGGAUCGCUUGAUUAGCGUUUGUCAUUUCACAAAAGAUGCAAAUGGGUUAAAGCAUUUCGGGGAACCAUUUUUGUUGGCCGUCCAUGAAGGAGAGACUCUAGAUGCAGUAAAACUGCGCAUACAGAAGAAAUUGCAGUUUCCUGACGAGGAAUUCGUUAAGUGGAAAUUGGCAUAUUUGUCAUGGAUGGGUCGAGUUGAGUAUCUUCAGGACUCGGACAUAGAUCCCAACCGUUUUCCUAAAAGUAAUUAUGGAGCUCGGGAGCGAUACCUUGGCUUGGAGCAUUCUGAUAGUUCCCCUGUAAGAGCAUAUGUAGCCAGUAAAAAUCUACAUAUAGGGUAA
Molecule: messenger RNA, 2301 nt
Organism: Papaver somniferum (opium poppy)
Lineage: Eukaryota; Viridiplantae; Streptophyta; Magnoliopsida; Ranunculales; Papaveraceae
Product: ubiquitin carboxyl-terminal hydrolase 12-like
Exons: 2
Coding region: 1-2301 (766 amino acids)
Biological process (GO): protein deubiquitination; regulation of protein stability
Cellular component (GO): nucleus; cytosol
Molecular function (GO): cysteine-type deubiquitinase activity; cysteine-type endopeptidase activity; protein binding
Source: RefSeq, a predicted model, not a curated record